This is a messenger RNA of Cornus florida, 1170 nucleotides long. Its product is annotated as protein MAO HUZI 4, chloroplastic. Bases 297 to 1037 code for a protein of 246 amino acids. Lineage: Eukaryota; Viridiplantae; Streptophyta; Magnoliopsida; Cornales; Cornaceae. The transcript has 6 exons. The record is from RefSeq and is a predicted model, not a curated record.
CCUCCACCCAAUAAUAUUGUUCUUGCAAUGGAUUUGUCUAAAGGUGCUCACUAAUAUCUGGCGAGUCAGUGCGCAUCGAGUGAGCUAUGACCAACCCUUCUGUUUUCCACUCCGAAGCUGCGUGUCUGUAUUACGUUUCUCAUGAAACAAACACCUCGCAUCACCUCUUCAAAUCACAUUAUUAUAUCUUUCUAUAUCUAUAGCGCAUAUAUAUAUGUGUGUGUAUGUAUAUAAUUGAAUGAAGAAACUAUUAUUGUUGUUGUUAUUGGAAUAGUUUUUUUGAUUUCCAAACAGAGAUGGCCUUCUCUUCUUGCUUCUGCCAUUCUCAAGUCUCACUCAAGAUUGACCGCUCAUUGUUAACUAUAACCCCUUCCUGUAAUAUUGGGACGGAUCGGAGAUGCACUUUUUCCCUUAAAGGUAUGACCACUGUUCUCUUUGGCCAAAGAGUUCCGGGAUUUGGAGCCAAGUUAAACAAUGACUGGAGUUUCAUGGGAGGAUCACAAGUUACCAUGAGACCAAUCCCUAGAAAAUUCAUUCUUCAUAGCAAAAACUUUGGCGUGUCUGCUUCAUGGUUGGCAAGCUCUCAAAUUGCUAGUAGUGUUUUUACUUUGGGAACAGUAGCUGUUCUUCCAUUCUACACCCUUAUGGUUCUGGCUCCAAAUGCUGAACUGACUAAGAAGUCUAUGGAAAGUAGUAUACCAUAUGUUGUGCUCGGGCUUCUAUAUGCGUAUCUGUUAUACCUCUCUUGGACACCUGAUACUAUGCGUAUGAUGUUCGCAAGUAAAUACUGGCUUCCAGAGUUACCUGGAAUAGCAAAGAUGUUCUCCAAUGAGAUGACAUUAGCUUCUGCAUGGAUUCAUUUGUUGGCUGUGGAUCUCUUUGCUGCAAGGCAGGUUUUCCAUGAUGGACUGGAGAACAGAGUUGAGACCAGGCAUUCGGUUUCUCUUUGCCUGCUUUUUUGUCCCAUUGGAAUUGUUGCUCAUGUAAUCACCAAAGCACUAACCAAAAGUGCUGGAAAUGCAGGACAUGGGAUUUGAUUACAAUUUGUUCAUGAAGAUUACUAACAUUGAAUUUGAAUUGAAUAAAGUAUCAUCAUUUCAGAAAAAUCAUGAGAAUGAUUGACAGUUUGUUCACUGAACAAGCACUGAUCAUUUAGUUCUUUAACUGUUA